AUUUCACCCUGGCAGUAUAAACGCACGAAGCUGAUGACGCAAACGUAAAUAAAUAAACAAAGCAAGCAGAGAACUGCGCGUGAAUGGGAUCGAGUGUGUUCUGCUCGUGAGCGUGAAUAAAAAAAGUCGUCUACCGCACUGUGCCGUGUGCUGUGUGUGCGUUGCAGGCCAAAACCGUUGCCGUGCUCGUGCGAAAAGAGGUGAAAAAACGGAGCGGGCUUUGCAAAGGUGAUCGAUCGUGAGAGCGAGCCUGCAUCAAAGUGUACCGAAAGCAGGGAUCCAACAUCUCCGUCCUGGGUCGGGGGUCUGUUUGCUGAUCACUCCGACGGCCCCGACAGUGAAUGCGUGCACAGUUCGCGCUGACCGAUGGAAACAGGUGGUGAGGUAAAAGAAGCACACCCGGAGGGUGGUGGCGACAGAUCAGCGCAGCACUUUCCGUCGGAUGUUCCGGGCAAGCUGGUCCCGGUCGAGGGCAAACCAGCGGGGUCGUUGCCGGACGGUGAGACGGCUUCCGCCGACCCGCAGGAUGACACGUCCCUGAACGCCCGGUUGCUGGACAAGCUGAACGAGCAGUUCGAAAAGCAGAUCCAGUUGGUCGAGAGCGAACGGUUGGACGAUGGUUUCAAGCUUAGCGUGUACGCCGAAUGGGUCAACAGUUUGCGCACGCUCAACACCGAGCUGGUGCAGUCGUUGCGCGAAAUGCAGGACACCUGCAUGGAGCGGAUGCAGCUGAUGCGCGCCGCCUAUCUGAAAGACUUUGCGCGCUUCGGGCCGGAGGUGCGCUUGAGGCGGCUGCAGCCAGUGCCGGACACGCUGCCGACUGCGCCCGGCGAGCAAAUCGUGUCGCUUGAGCUUAGCUCCAACUAUCCCAUCAUACCGGCGUCGGACGAGAUGUUGGUGCGGGAGCUGAACGCAAAGACAAGCCUGAUCGAUGAACUGCGGACGGAACUGAAGGACCUGCGGAAGGAAGCGGCCGAAAAUGGUGCCAUACUGGAGCAGCUGCGCAACAUGGCCCUCGAGCGGGACAAGCAGCUGGACGAUAAGCGGAAAGAAAUCGGCAUACUGCAGCAACAGAUCGUUUCCCUUAACGACCAACUGCUGAAAGUCAAAAUGUCCACCAUGGCCUCGACCGAUAACCGGAGCUUGAUUUCGGAAAUUACCGAUCACCACGAUAAGAUCACGCAGCUGCGCAAGAAGCUGAAGGAGCAGGAGGACAAACUGCGCCAGGCGAACACCGCCAUCCAGUUCCGGGAUGAGGUGAUCGCGCAGCAGCGGCAAGAGAUUAAACUGCUGAACGAGAAGCCGGACUCAGCGCAACCAGCUGCAAUCGAUGCUGCUCCCAGUGUCUCAUACUAUUCCGUGCGGUCGUCCGAAGGUGAUCUAACGCAGAAUGGAAUGGCAAGCAACAGCUUCUACCCAUCCUCCUCCUCCACCCGGUUGCUGUUCGAUGAGCUCGGUACGAUACAGCAGGGCAGUGAAACGGAAUCGGCCUGCGUGCAGGUGUUGAAGCGCGAGAUUGCCGAAUUGCGCGACGAGUUGCACAAGCGUGGCCACGAGAAGGAUACGAUGGGGAUCCACGAAAUGGAAAAGGCACUGCUCCGGCUAAGGGGCGCCUGUGAGGAGCUGCUUCAGAGCACGGGAAAAUUGUCCGGCUGGGGGGAUGGUUGGAGGGAAGGCUGCGACGAGAGUGGAGCUGGUGGGUGUUCGCUUCGGUUCGAGGACGACGAUGAGCUGAUCGAGGCAAUGCGUGAUCGGUGCGAGGCGUUGUGCCGUCAGCUGGGACUGUCGCACAAGGCGCACUGUACGAUCGAGCAGGAUGAGGGCAUUGGCAGUGCGAGUACAUCCAGACUGGAGCAUUCCGAGCCAGCUCCAGGCCACAGGAUAGAAGAGCAACACCAGCAGCAGCAGCAGCAACAGCAGCUGAUGCACUGCAUUGAGCGGCAACUGAAACGAUUGCUAGGCGGAAAGGAGCACUGCCACAACAGUGGCAGCGAGUCGCUCAGCUCGCUAUCGCUCGGCCUGGACGAGGGCUGCACCCUGCAGGGAUUGAUCGACGAUCUGAAGAAGGAGAUCGAAUCGAAGGAUCUUGUGCUGCGCGGUCGGCACGAUGAAAUGGAGCAGCUGCGGCAGGAGCUGUCCAGCCAGGGCCGACUGCUAAACCAGUGCCAGGCACGCCAAGAACAGUUCGAGGGCGAGAGAACGAAACUGCUUCAAAAGAUCGCCAGCCUGGAGGAAAGCGUCGACGAUCAAAACCGCACGAUCGCGAUGCUGAACAUGGAAAAGCUGAAACUCGUGCGUCAAGUGGACGAUCUCAAGGAAACGCUGCACCAGUACCGGGAUAACCUGCAAAAGACGAGCGAGGAAAAGGUCGCGAUCGAGGACGAGUGCAAAAACCAGCUCGUCACCAUCUCUAACCUGCGCGUUGCGCUCGAGGAAACGAAGCGCAAUGGCAGCUCAUCCGUUAGCGUACUGCAGGAGGUGGUGGAAAAUUUGCAGCUAGAGGUGAUUCUACUGAGCGAGCAGCUGAACGAUGCCUUUAAAGAGAACCUCUCCAAGGACAACGAGUUGGACCAUUACCGUGACGCUAAUCUGCAGCUACGCUGUCAGCUGGCCGAGCUGAGCCGUGAGCUGGCCGAUCUGAAGGACAUCUCCGAUGCGGUAGACAUCCGGCAGGAGCUGAAUGAACAAAAGCAACGACUGUUCGCGCUGCUGAAGGAUGACGUGCGGCAGCUGCAGGACCAGAUGAACGGCGUCCGGGGGGAGAUCGAAUCGCGCCAGCAGGAUCUAGGCCACCUGAGCUACUUCCGCGAAAAGUGUGCCGAAAUGGAGCGGCUGCACGAGCUGGAACUGAGCCAGCAGCGCAGCAAACAUUCCAGCGAGCUGAAGCAGCUGCGGAGAGAAAUCGAAUCGCUGAGCAAUCAGCUGGCCGGGUCGGCCGAUACGGGCCGCCAGCACGAGCAGAUGGUGGAAUCGUUGGCCACGCUGCAGACCACGAUCACGAAGCUGGACGAGCACAAUCGAUUGCUGCAGAAGACGAUCCAAUCGUACCAGGAGAACCGGGUGCAGCUGGAGCAACAGUUGGGCGGGUCGCAGCAGCAGCUGGACGUGGUCCGGCACGAGCUGGACGAGCUGAAAGGGCGCAGCGAUGAGCAGGAGCGGAGGAUUGAAAGCUUGCGGACGGAAAAGGACCGGCUGGCCGGGGAGUUGAUGAUGCAGCGGAAGAUGUGCAAAUGUGGCCACAGCACCGCCACUGGCAGUGGAUCACGUGAGAGAGCAAAGGUCCCCCUUUCCCACUCGCUACAGAAACAGUUGGCACAGAAGACGCUUGAAGUGACACGCGUCCAGGAAGAACUACUCCAGCGUACCGAAGAGUGGAAGAGGCGUGAAACGGAGUACGUCAGCCAUCGAGUACGGGCGACCGAGCAAGCGACGGGCCUGAUCGAACAGCUGAGUGAGCUCAAAGGACGCUUCGGGAAUGUAGAACAGGCGGCACAGAUGAAGGAUGAGUUGAUCGACCGAUUGCAGCAGAGUUUGCGCGACGUUACCCGGAAGUUUACGACGCGCCAGGCACAGCUGACGGAGCUGGAGGCGAAGAACGUGAAUCUGUCGGAUGCGCUCGAUAAGGCACGGCAGGAAGCGCUCCUCUGCGAGAAGCGUUGCACGGAGGAGCAGAGCAAUGCGCGCCGCUGUUCGAUAGAUCAGAAGAACCAGCUGCAACAGUACGAGCGGCAGAUCAAUCGACUGCGGGCGGAGGUGGAUGCUUUAAGGGAAAAGUGUGACCAAAUUUCUAGUGAGCGCGAUGUGUUACGGGAUGAAUGUCAGAGCUUGCGGGAACGGUUGGCAAAGUAUGAAGGAAAGGAGAGCGCUCUGUGUGAGGUUGUGAAAUCAAAUCAGGACGAGCUAGCAAUUAAAGCUUCUCGGGUGUUGGAACUGGAAGAAACAAACCGCAAACUGAGCCAAAACUAUCAGCAGCUGAAAGAAUUGCACGACAGCGUUACCAAACAGUACCAGCUCGCGCAGCUAGAGCUCGAGCAGCUGCGCGACUGUUCGAAAAAGCUGGCUGAAUUCAAACAGCAAACACUGUCCACCAAGGAGCUAACGCGCAAAAGCGUAACCGAAUGGAAGGAACGGGAGGCUCAGUACUGUCAGGAGAUUGGCCGGUUGAAGAAACGGACGGAACUGCUCGAGCAGGAUCGUUCGAAGCUGAUCGGCAAGCUGAACGCGUACCAUCGGGACAAUACGAUACUUGCCCGGCGGAUGCAACAAUCGCAACAGCAGCAGCAACCACAACCACAGCAGCAACCACCUUCCCGGCAACACUCGCCGUACGAUGACAAUCGGAGAAGCUAUAAUCUCACACCGCUUCAUCAAACAUUUUACCCACCCGAUGCGUACAAGCUGGUCCGUUCUACCAGCGAUCCCAACUGCAACGAGUCGGACGAGCUACUGCAGAAAGUUGAGUACACGUGCAGCCAGCUGCAGCAAAUACGGAGAUUCUGGCACCAAGGCCUGAAGGAGGUGUUUCCACCCGAGCCGUAGCAUUGACACGGGGGUACGCGUGUGCGUAAACGACUCCGGUACGCGUGUUUUCCACGUACAACGGGUACAAAAUCAUUCUGCCGUGUGGUUGGUUGUUGUUCCAACGUAAUGGGGUAAACUUUGGUAAACAUUAAGGAUAGAGCGAAUUAGUUAUUGAAUAGUUAAUGUGAAAGGUGUCGUUUGUACGUUGUUCUUGGAUGGAUUUUAUAUAAAAAAAACAAAUAGCAAACUGUGCUGCAAAAAGUGA
Molecule: messenger RNA, 4786 nt
Organism: Anopheles arabiensis
Lineage: Eukaryota; Metazoa; Arthropoda; Insecta; Diptera; Culicidae
Product: CAP-Gly domain-containing linker protein 1-like
Exons: 17
Coding region: 367-4539 (1390 amino acids)
Source: RefSeq, a predicted model, not a curated record